Molecule: messenger RNA, 4478 nt
Organism: Carica papaya (papaya)
Lineage: Eukaryota; Viridiplantae; Streptophyta; Magnoliopsida; Brassicales; Caricaceae
Gene: TOC159
Product: translocon at the outer envelope membrane of chloroplasts 159
Biological process (GO): protein targeting to chloroplast
Cellular component (GO): chloroplast outer membrane
Molecular function (GO): GTP binding; GTPase activity
Source: RefSeq, a predicted model, not a curated record
CACCCAGCAACAGUGUCUUUAGUGGCUGGCAUGCUUGGCGUGCCUUAUCUCAGUUUCUCUUCUCUCCAGCUCUCUCACCUCCUCCUCCUCCUCCUCCCCCUCUCUCAUCCAAAACCCAAUCCGGAAAAUCUUCAGCUCUAAAACCCUAAAGAACCGAGACCCUCUCAAUUAUCUGAUAAUUCUACAAGAGACGGAGUCGAGGACAUCUGCACCGGAUAUGGCGUCAUACGGCUCAAACUCACCAGGUUCUUCGUCGUUCUCUUCCUCCCCUUUAUCUUCUCCUGAUAAUAGUAUUGUUUCUUCGGUGAAUGAAAAUGGUUUGGUGGCGGAUAAUGUUAAAGAUAGUAGUAGUAGCAGCAGCAGCAGUGACGAUGGGUUUAUGAGCGGUGAGGAUGAGUUCGAACCGGCGUCGGAUAGGCCAAUUGUGGCGGUUCCCGACGAAGAAACCGAGGAAAAUCUUGCUGCGGGGGAUGUUUCGUAUUCCCCCUUUGCGAGUUCUUCGGAGCAAUUGAUGGCCGCGACGGUUAUGCCGAUUGCGAGGGUGUCGGAAGAUGAUGAUUUUGAGGAUGAAAUGGGAGAGGUUCCAGAUAUUGGCGAUUUGAAGGAGGAUGAUGAGGGGGCAAAUGAGAGUGUCGAUAAAGGAACAGAGGAUGUUGGAGGAGGGGAUUAUGGAGAGGAUGAGGUUGUGGUGGAAAUGAAUGAAAGCGCCAAUUCAGGUGAAAGUGGGCAUGAGAAGGUGGAGCUAGGAGAAAAUGACUUGGAGGCUAAGAAGGUUGUAGAGGAACAGAAAGGCGCGGUUCCUGAGGAACCUGUUGUUGUGGUCGAGACUGAAGAAGCUAGGGAGGCAGUUGAAAAGAUUUCAAUGCCUGGUGGUGGAAUUGAACGGGAGGAUCCUGCAGUUGGAGAGCCAACUGAGUUAGAGGACUCAAAAUUAACAAAAGGAGGAGACCAUGUUACGGAGUCCAUACAACGGGUUUUAGUGGAGUCAACAGCUGUUGUUGUUGGGGAUGUGGCAGAAUCUAAGGAGACUGAAGUUAAGGGGUUCAAUGUUCCUGCUCAAAAGGAUGUGAGCUUGGACAAUGGGUUUGAUCAUGUUAACCAUGAUGUGGAGGAACACAUUGAUUCGAGUAUUGUGCAUGAUGGAAAUGUCGAACAUGUAGCCAGCAAUGAUGUUGAAACACCGGAAGUUAAUCCUAGUGGAGUGAAAAUUGAUCUUGUGAUGAAAGAUAAUGGUUCCAAUGCCAAUGUGGUUAAGACUGAUUCAGUUGCUGAAGGUCAUGAUGGGGAAGAAAUGGAAGCUCAUGUUUCUGUUGGUAGCAAAGAGGAGAAACCAAUGGCAGAAGUUGUGGCUGAAGCUGAUUAUGAAGCUGAAUUUAAUGGAUCGAAAGUGGAGGCCUGUGUGGAGGUGGCAGCAGAAACUGUCUCUAGUGACAAAGUGGACGAAGAGGGUGGAGGGGCAACUCAGCUGGAGGAAAAUUUUGCUCAAUCUCCGGGAGCUACUGUAGCUGGUGAGCAAGGACAUGUUGAGAAUGAUAGGACAUUUUUGACUGUGAAGGAAGAGAAGUUAGAGAAUGAGGUACUAAGUAAAUUAGAUUCAAAUGCAGUAGAAAAAAGGAGUGUAACUUCCACUGGGGAAUUUGGUGAAGCAGAUGAGGAAAAACCUCAGGUAGAGGGAGAAGGUGAGAUCGAAGGCUCAUCAACGGAUGAGGAGACUGAAGGUAUGAUAUUUGGAAGUUCUGAAGCUGCGAAACAGUUUCUGGAGGAGUUGGAACAAGGCUCAGGUGUUGGUUCUCACUCGGGUGCAGAAAGCUAUCAUGACCAGUCUCAUAGACUUGAUGGCCAGAUUGUCACUGACUCAGAUGAAGAAGCAGAUACUGAUGAAGAGGGGGAGGGCAAGGAGUUGUUCGACUCUGCUACAUUGGCAGCUCUCCUAAAAGCAGCAACAGCUGCUGGCUCAGAUGGUGGAAGUGUCACUAUAACCUCACAAGACGGGUCUCGGCUUUUCUCUGUUGAUCGUCCUGCUGGUCUGGGAUCCCCACUGCAGUCUGUGAAGCCUGCAUCACGAUCAGUCCGUCCUAGUAUCUUUGCUCACUCAAAUCUCAUACCUGGGGGAGACUCAGAGACUAACUUGAGUGAGGCAGAGAGAAAGAAAUUGGAGAUGUUACAGCAGUUAAGAGUAAAAUUCUUGAGGCUAGUUCAAAGACUAGGACAUUCUCCAGAAGAUUCUAUAGCAGCACAGGUUCUCUACCGUUUGGCACUUGUUGCGGGCAGACAAACUAGUCAACUUUUUAGUCUUGAUUCUGCAAAGAAAGAAGCCCUACAGCUUGAAGCUGAGGGGAAGGAUGAUUUGAACUUUUCGCUGAACAUACUAGUUCUUGGCAAAACUGGGGUGGGCAAGAGUGCUACAAUUAAUUCUAUUUUUGGGGAAGAGAAGUCCCUGAUCCAUGCAUUUGAACCUGCCACCUCAGCUGUGAGAGAAGUAACAGGAACAGUUAACGGAGUCAAAAUUAGGGUCAUUGAUACCCCCGGUCUGAAAUCUUCUGCUCUGGAACAAGGUGCCAACCGCAAGAUCUUAUCUUCCAUUAAGAAGUUUACUAAGAACUUUCCUCCAGAUAUUGUACUCUAUGUUGAUCGAUUGGACACCCAAACCAGGGAUCUGAAUGAUCUACCUCUGUUAAGAUCAAUAGCUAGUACUCUUGGUUCUCCCAUUUGGCGAAAUGCGAUAGUCACCUUGACCCAUGCUGCUUCUGCACCUCCAGAUGGGCCAUCUGGCUCGCCUUUGAGUUAUGAGGUGUUUGUAGCCCAGCGUUCCCAUGUUGUUCAACAGUCUAUCGGGCAAGCAGUUGGUGAUCUGCGUCUGAUGAAUCCCAGUUUGAUGAACCCAGUUUCUCUUGUUGAGAAUCAUCCUUCCUGUAGGAAGAACAGAGAUGGAGAGAAGGUGCUCCCUAAUGGUCAGUGUUGGAGACCUCAGUUAUUGUUGUUAUGCUACUCUAUGAAGAUUUUGUCUGAGGCAAGUUCUCUCUCAAAAACUCAGGAUCCAUUUGACCAUCGGAAGCUCUUUGGGUUCCGUGUUCGUUCACCGCCUCUUCCAUACCUGUUGUCUUGGCUGUUGCAGUCUCGUACGCACCCAAAACUCUCUGCUGAUCAGGGUGGUGAGAAUGGUGAUUCUGAUAUUGAGUUGGACGAAAUGUCUGAUUCUGAUCAAGAAGAUGUGGAAGACGAGUAUGACCAACUCCCACCAUUUAAGCCUCUUAGGAAAACCCAGCUUUCUAAGCUUAGCAAAGAACAAAGGAAGGCAUAUUUUGAAGAGUAUGAUUAUCGGGUGAAGCUCCUUCAGAAGAAGCAGUGGAGGGAGGAGUUGAGGAGAAUGAGAGAGAUCAAGAAGAAAGGAAAGGUCGCUCUAGAUGAAUAUGGUUUCACAGGGGAAGACAUGGAUCAGGAAGAUGGAGCUCCGGCUGCUGUGCCAGUGCCAUUACCUGACAUGGUUCUGCCACCUUCAUUUGAUGGUGAUAAUCCAGCUUACAGAUACCGGUUUUUAGAGCCAACUUCCCAGUUUCUGGCAAGGCCAGUUUUGGACACUCAUGGUUGGGACCAUGAUUGUGGGUAUGAUGGUAUCAAUAUUGAACAUAGUUUAAGUAUAGCUAGCCGGUUCCCAGCGGCAGUUGCUGUUCAAGUCACAAAGGAUAAGAAGGAAUUCAGUAUCCAUUUGGAUUCCUCAGUUGCUGCCAAAUAUGGGGAAAAUGGAUCAAAUAUGGCAGGUUUUGACAUCCAAAAUGUUGGUAAGCAACUUGCUUACAUAGUCAGGGGAGAGACCAAAUUCAAAAAUUUCAAGAAGAACAAGACAGCUGCUGGAGUGUCUGUUACAUUCUUGGGUGAAAAUGUGGCUGCUGGAGUCAAAGUUGAGGAUCAGAUUGUACUUGGGAAACGUUUGGUCUUGGUAGGCAGCACUGGAACUGUUCGAUCUCAAGGUGAUGCAGCAUAUGGAGCCAAUUUGGAAGUUCGGCUCAGAGAGGCAGACUUUCCAAUAGGCCAGGACCAGUCGUCUCUGGGCUUAUCCCUGGUGAAGUGGAGAGGUGACUUGGCUCUUGGCGCCAACCUUCAGUCUCAGUUUUCCAUUGGACGGAAUUCGAAAAUAGCGGUUCGUGCAGGAUUGAACAACAAGCUCAGUGGACAGAUCACUGUCCGAACUAGUAGCUCAGACCAGCUUCAGAUUGCUUUGCUGGGUAUUCUUCCAGUUGCCAUGGCAAUCUACAAAAGCAUCCGGCCUUCGGUUAGUGAGAAUUACUCUAUGUACUAGAUGCGGAUAACAUUUUUUGUUCCUCUGUUUAGGUGCGAAGAAUCAGUUUAUGUUUUCAACUGUUGUCGUUUGUCCUUCUUCAAUAAUGUUUAAAUUUGUAUGAGCUAGAACUUGUUUUUAUGGAUCCAAUUAUAUUAAUUUUUUUGAGAUAAUUUCAUGCGGGAAAUCUGUUAUUUCGCCA